AUGAAACUCGACACGGCGGCGCUGAGAUAUCUCAACAAUGACGAUUGGAGAGUCUUGGCUGCAGUCGAACAAGGCAGCAAGAACCAUGAAGUAGUACCCACACCACUGAUCGGCUCGCUGUCUGGUCUUCGAGGAGGCAGCGGAGUGCACAGAAACAUCUCCAAUCUGGCGAAAGAAGGCUUGAUUGGAAAAGUCAAAAAUGCCAAAUACGAUGGCUACCGCUUAACUUACGGCGGCUACGACUACCUCUCUCUCAACACGCAUCGUCGUUCCGAUAUCAUAUUUAGCGUUGGGAACCAGAUCGGUGUGGGAAAGGAAGCAGAUGUCUACAUUACUGCCGCACCCGACGGUCGCCAAUUAGCUCUCAAGCUCCACCGUCUAGGCCGCAUUUCCUUUCGCACCGUGAAAGCUAACCGCGACUAUCUCCGGAAUCGUCAUGCUGGAUCAUGGAUGUAUCUCUCCCGUCUAGCGGCACAGAAAGAAUACGCUUUCAUGUGUGUGCUCCACCGGGAGGGAUUCCCAGUUCCAGAACCUCUGGCGUGGAGUCGACACACUGUGGUUAUGGAAUUUGUCGAUUCAUUCCCGUUGAGAGGGAUUGAGAGUAUUCCAGAUCCCGGAAAGCUGUACGCGGAGUUGAUGGAUAUGAUUGUGCAACUCGCGCGACGUGGUCUGAUUCACGGAGAUUUCAACGAGUUCAACAUUCUCAUCAAAGAGAAAACUUUGGCUAGUGGGAAGAUAGUGCUACAGCCGAUCCUGAUUGACUUUCCCCAGACUGUCAGCACAAAUCACUCGAAUGCGAAAUGGUACUUUGACCGGGACGUCGAGUGCAUACGGAGGUACUUUGACAGAAAGUUUCGGUACACUUCGGAUGAGCCGGCCCCAUCGUUUGAGGAUGCGACCAAAGGCGCCGAUCCAAAGAAAAGGUUAGAUGUCGAAGUGGAGGCGAGUGGGUUUUCUAGAAAGAUGGGCAAGGACUUGGAAAGGUUCAUUGAGGGGACGGGCAAUGUGCAGAAUGAGGUUGAGGCUGCUGCCGAGGGGCAGGAUGACGAUGAUGAGGACGAGGAGGAUAAUGAAGAUGAUUAUGAAGACGGCGACGUAGAGGAAGAUGAUGGCCCGACAGAGAGCCACGCGGUAGACGCUGAAGCAGAUGCCCAGGUGGACGAAGGGCAAUCAUCUGUGCAGCCGGCGGAAAUCGCGGAGGAGGUAUCGGCGCUGUCCCUGGCGGACCAUCCUCCUCCAGCACCUCUUCAAGCGGCAAACUUCCCGGUCGAUGACCUGCCAAGAGAUCGAGAUCCUAGCGAGGUGGCCGCAAAGGUGCGAACGAAGAAGAAGGCCAGUGGAUGGGCCAUCUAG
Molecule: messenger RNA, 1353 nt
Organism: Ramularia collo-cygni
Lineage: Eukaryota; Fungi; Ascomycota; Dothideomycetes; Mycosphaerellales; Mycosphaerellaceae
Product: related to serine/threonine protein kinase
Exons: 3
Coding region: 1-1353 (450 amino acids)
Biological process (GO): maturation of SSU-rRNA; protein phosphorylation
Cellular component (GO): preribosome, small subunit precursor; cytosol; nucleus
Molecular function (GO): ATP binding; protein serine/threonine kinase activity
Source: RefSeq, a predicted model, not a curated record